Messenger RNA from Maniola jurtina (meadow brown), 1526 nucleotides. RefSeq lists its product as uncharacterized. The coding region runs from base 1 to 768 and encodes 255 amino acids. The transcript has 4 exons. The record is from RefSeq and is a predicted model, not a curated record. NCBI's taxonomy places the organism in Eukaryota, Metazoa, Arthropoda, Insecta, Lepidoptera, Nymphalidae.
AUGGCGAAACAUAUAAUAGCGCUGUCUUUGCACGGCUUGGUGGUAACGGGGGCGGUUGCGUUAGCGCUUUGGGCGGCCGGCGUGAGUGCGGGCGCCGCUCGCUACGACACUGCGACGCCCUACGCGCCGCCCGCCGUAAAGUACAAGUACAUUCCGUUGCAUUCCAGUAGUGCAGUCGAAACACCUAAUGCAGAUGAACUGGAAGAUGAUACUUCAAGCUCGGGAAUGCCGACGUCCGAGUUAAUUCUGACCCUUUUCCGCACCGCCCUCGACGUGGUCAGAAAAAUUAACAAAAAUCGUUCUGCAGCAGCCUUGCAUACCACUGGCAGCAACAGUACCGCCGUCCAGUUGCGUCGCAAACAUGUUGGUAAUGGCACAUCAGACUCUGGAAGAGGUUUUGAAGAUUACUAUGACGAGCACCACUACCAUGAGACGACGACCACCGAGAAGCCUAUGAAGCAAGGAAGAUACACUGACCCCUGGGCUGGAUACUACGACUGGAUCAUUAACGAGGGCUCCUUCAAGUUCUGGAGCGUUUUCCAGCUCUUCACGGCAGCAGUUCUACUCUACGCGUGCUUGUCAGCUAUCUACUACGCCAAAUUCAACCCUAUUAUCCCGGAUUACAGUUUAGAAUACGACGACUAUUUCUUAGAGCGUAAAGCUAGAAGUAUAGACGCUUCACAGACUCCCUCAGGACUUAGUUGGAUAAAUCCGACAACGUUUCAGUUUGUUUUAGACGCGAUAUCAAAACAUUAUGGAGAACAAUAACGAAAGAUUGAAAUUAGCUUCUUAUAACCCUAAGAUAUCAUCGGUUGUUCAUGUUUAUUAAAAUUAAACCAUGUUGCCUAUACUUAGUCUCAAGUAACAACAUAAGUGACUGGAUUAAAAAGUAACGUAGUGUCGAUCUUUUAAAACUAUAAAUAACUCUAAAUACUAAAACUAAAGCAAGGAUAUAUAAACUCAUUUUUAAAUUCGUUGUUACGAAUGAGAGGAUCAGUUAAUUAUACCCAUAGCUAAGUUAAGCUUUUCAAGCUAAGUUAAGAAUUUAAAAGGGUAGGUACUUUAGAGGCCGUCAAACUUUAAAGGCCUCUUUUACGUCUCUACUUAGACCCAAUCCUUGGAUGUUAAAAUUUAAGUAAGUACAUACUUAAUAUUAUGUACAGUAAGCACCGUUUUAUAUAGGGAAACGACAGCAAUUAAUUGGUUAAUAUUUAUGAAUAGUCAAACGAUGUGAGCUUUUGUUACCCUAUAUACAACCGAUCCGAUUCCAUGGAACUUUAGUUAAAGAUCCCUGUGAUCAGAUCUUUUUAUCAUUACAAUUAAGUUUUAGUCAAUAAUUUUGUAAUUAAAGAAUUUUUUAGAUAAAUAAUUAAUACAUUAGUAAAUAAUAAUUCAAUGAUAUACCUAAGUAGUAUUUAAUUUAGUGUGUAGUAAAAAAUAUGCUCAAUUGUUUAGUUUUAAAUUGUUGUUGUGUUAAUUAACUUAAUUAAAAAAUCUCUGUAGGUAUUUUAUGUGUGCUCAGACCU